This is a messenger RNA of Pieris rapae (cabbage white), 1088 nucleotides long. RefSeq lists its product as uncharacterized. The transcript is spliced from 7 exons. NCBI's taxonomy places the organism in Eukaryota, Metazoa, Arthropoda, Insecta, Lepidoptera, Pieridae. The coding region runs from base 90 to 947 and encodes 285 amino acids. The record is from RefSeq and is a predicted model, not a curated record.
GGUCGUGUCAUGCCAGUGUUGAAAUUUCUGUAAAAAAAUGUAGACAGAUUUUAAAAGAAACACUCCAAACCAGCCCUUAACUUUCUAUAAUGCAACUACUGCACCAGCACUCUCCAAACGUAUUUCUGCGUGAUCUCAAUAUGAACAGCGUUAACAUACGAAGCGCUUGCUCCCACAUCGAGGUGAAAGAGAAAAAAUCGUCCAACGCAUCUCUUCUACUGAUGAAUCCCGUUGCUAGCGGAGACAACAUGACCGUAGACCUUGUACAGAAGAAGGAAGAAUUACCACCUAUCGUACCUUGCUGUGAGGGGAGAGAACUACAAAUAAACGAAGAAAUAGUCCGAAGUGGCCUAUCAGCGAUUUCAGUGAAGCAUGACAGCGUCAUCCAUUGUAUGUCCAUGUCUUGCGCAUGUGAACGAAUGCAAUUACCAGCAGGACUAGUAAAGCACCGAAAUUCGUUCAGAUGUCUCCAUCGGCCUGACCUCAAGCGAGUCCCAUAUCUUCGACGCAUGGCCCCCGACGAUCUAGAAACACUGUUUCGUGGUUAUGCUGAAUUUCAUCUCAGAGCUACUCCUAAAAGCAACCGAAAAGAUCGUGACAGCGUAAGGAGUUUAGCGCCAGCAGAAAAUGUAUUCAAAGAUAUGAGGGAUAAGGACGAUGGUAACGCCCUACGUCCAAUACCGGAGACAAGGUCAGGUGCUGAAGACGUACCAGCCGGCAUGAGAUUACAUGGGGCUAGAGCUCGACUGUACACCUCUGUACUUGCGGGUGGCACGGCUGGGGAUCAGCCAGAAGCUGCAUGUACCAACGAAUACUACGACACCACAGUUGCCGAAGACAUUCUCCCAGAAGAUGAGAUUCAAUUGAACGAAGAACUCCAGAUCAUCUUGCCUCCAAGGUGUGAUGAUAUCACAGCAGAAUCUUGCAUUACAACCUCGGAACAUUAACUUAAGCGUACAUGAGGAUAAAGACACGUUGCAAAUUUGCCAAAUUCGUUCGAAAGUCAAGAAAAACCUUAGCUAAAUUAUUUAUGUAUCUCGAUUGGAUGAUUACUGACCUCUUUUGAAGGAAUAAAAGAUGAUUUGAGU